Periophthalmus magnuspinnatus is the source of this 1441-nucleotide messenger RNA. It is a transcript of the gene pnp4a, whose product is annotated as purine nucleoside phosphorylase 4a. Lineage: Eukaryota; Metazoa; Chordata; Actinopteri; Gobiiformes; Gobiidae. The record is from RefSeq and is a predicted model, not a curated record. The transcript is spliced from 7 exons. Bases 119 to 1102 code for a protein of 327 amino acids. Gene Ontology annotation, biological process: nucleoside metabolic process. Gene Ontology annotation, cellular component: cytoplasm. Gene Ontology annotation, molecular function: purine-nucleoside phosphorylase activity.
CUACUACUACUACUAGUAGUGGUACUACUACCACUACUGUAUUUCUUCACACCACUGUCAGACUUCAACUGGAGACCCAUUUUCUGAUUUUUCAACUUUUAUUUUGAAAACCAACAAAAUGCACAGCAAAGACACCAUCAGCCACGAUGAGUACCAGCAGGCUGCUGAUUGGCUGCUGGCUCACACAAAGCACCGCCCCCAGGUGGCUAUUAUCUGUGGGUCUGGACUGGGCAUGCUUGCUGAGGCGCUAGAGAACCAGGAUGCCUUCAACUACUCUCAGAUCCCAGGAUUCCCCCAUAGUACAGUGCAGGGACAUGCAGGGCGUCUGGUCUUUGGACAGCUCAGAGGGAAGACAUGUGUGUGUAUGCAGGGACGCUUCCACAUGUACGAAGGGCACUCUCUGUGUAAGACGACAUUCCCAGUGCGUGUCUUUAAACUGUUGGGUGUGGACACUCUGGUGGUUACAAAUGCUGCCGGCUCACUGGACGAUUCUCUCAAACCUGGUGACAUCAUGAUCCUCAAAGACCACAUCAACUUCCCCGGACUGUGUGGACUGAACCCCCUGUGUGGCCCCAAUGACGACAGGUUUGGUCCCCGUUUUCCCGCCAUGUCCGGUUGCUAUGAUGCUGGGCUCCGAUGUGUUGCUAUGGAGAUUGGGAAGCAGCUAGGCAUCACAGCGGUGAUGAGGGAGGGCGUGUAUGCCAUGGUGGGCGGGCCCAACUUCGAGAGUAUUGCAGAGGCCCGCCUUCUGCACAAACUGGGUGUUGACGCUGUUGGGAUGAGCACAGCGCCGGAGGUGGUGGUGGCGACUCACUGUGGACUCAGAGUCUUCGGCUUGUCCCUCAUCACCAACAAGGUGGUGAAGUCAUAUGAGGACGAUCAGAGCGUGGAUCACGAGGGUGUGCUGGCUGUUGGGCGUCUCAGGGCUCAGACGCUGAAGACGCUGGUCACUGAGGUCAUCGCUCGGAUGGACGUCAAUAACAACACCAGCAGCUCCGCCCACGACCACACAGAGGCACCACUGUCCGAGUGCGACCCCUGCAGCCCCCCAGACAACCACACAGAGGUGCUCAUACGGGCUCAGAGUGACACAUCCAUCUGAAAAUCUAAAAGCGGCACUAGAACUGGACACAGAGUUUAAUAUAUUUUUAGUUUAGUUGAGUCCUGGUUCAGACCCAGUUUAGACCUGGUUUAGCCAUGGUUUAGCCCUGGUUUACUCCUAGUUCAGUCUUGGUUUAGUCCUGGUUUAGAUCUAGCUUAGUCCUGGUUUAAAUCUAACUUAGUCCUGGUUUAGACCUGGUUUAGACCGUGUUUAGACCUGGUUUGGACCUUGUUUAGAGCCCAGCUCUUUUCAAAGCCACAUUACGGUACAUUGCAUAGUAUUGUCUUGAUGAUAAACUGUUCUUUACUGUUCUGUCUGAAAACAAUUCCUCUGUAAAUA